AAAAAAACCUGGUGUCUGGUCAGCAAUUUUAAAUGUGUUAGAUCGAUGAGCUGUUGCUGCUUAACACGGAAUAAUAAUUGUGUUUAGACAAAAGAAAACAGUAACUAGUUACAAGGUCAGCUUUAUCAAAGAGUUUGUUACAUCCAAUUAGACCUCAUUAGUCAGGAAACCGAAACCAAGGAGAAUUUGCAGAAAGAAAUGGCAAUGGAGAGCACAAAAGCAGUGGAAGUGGAGCUGGAGGAGAUCGCCACGGCUGAAGAGAAAGAGGAAAAAGAAAGUCGGGAGACAAAAGAGGUUGAAGGGAAUGUAUACUCUGCUCUGAGUCACCCCUCUGAUCAUGUAUAUGGUGAACCUGCUCCAGCUCGUACCUAUUCAGUCAAUGAAGAUAUUGAACGGAAGGUUCGUGUUUACCGCAUCAUUUCAGUGGUGCUUUUUACCAUCUGCCUUCUGUUGACGAUUGUUGUCUUCGUACUCUUUGUAAAGGUGAUUGGGAAGCAGUCAUGUCAGAUUGUAGAACCAAAAGAAAUGCCAGCGCCAGAAGAAUGCAACCUGAAGAAAUGCCAAGAAAUGUACCAACUGCAGACUUCGUGCAUGCACCAUGACUGUGGAAGGGGCUGGCUGCAGUUUGAGAACUCUUGUUAUUUCUUGUCCAAAACCCGCCUGAGUUGGCGUGAGAGUAGGGAGGAGUGCCAGAAGAGGGGAGGAGAUCUUGCCAUCAUUACUAAAGAAAGUUUGCAGAGAUAUCUGAGUGAAAAGGGCAAUGUGCGCUACUGGAUUGGGCUCAAUCAAGUGGGGACAAAUCAAUGGAUAUGGAACAACAACACUGUAUUGACAGUGAGAUAUUGGGGUAACAAACUUUUGGAUGGUAAUUGUGCUCUCCUGGCUGCAAAUGAACAACCUGAACGAAGCUGGCACCAAUAUGCCUGCAACAUGUACUUACACUACAUCUGUCAGAAAACAAGAGCUUAAGAUCUGCUCAAAUACACCAGCUAUCAAAAUCACAUACAUAUACAUCAGUAACAUCAUUUAGCUACAUAUCAGGAUGUCAGAACUCCUAAUCAAAAUCACAGCAAUCAAUACAGCAUUUUUUUCAAGGCUUUUUUUCUAACUUACAAUGUGCAUUACAAAGUAUACCUUUACACAGCAGAGAAAGGUGUUUAGUAUUAUCCAGUUUAUUUGUCAGUAUAGACCCUUUUACAGCUCAUGUGAUCAAAUAGCCUGCACGUGCAUUUCGGCCACGGAAGUGGUGUUGUUCCCCAGUGGUUCUUAUGUGGUAGCAACUCGGAAAGUUUAUUAAAAAGGUUUCCCAGCGUCAAAAUGUCUGGUUGGUUGCCCUAAUAUAAUAUUCAAAUAUAUGUAUAUGCAACUUAAUUUUUUCGCCAUCUGCUAACGUCUUCUAUCCACUCCACUAUAGUACACGGAUCUGGUUGCUCUGUUGAUAAAGUCAACUUUUUUUAAAAUAACUUUCUCUGUCUGUGUUGCUUCACUGCUGAUUCUUGCCACACUUCCGUUGCCAAACUGCGCGCGCAUACGCUGCCACGUCAUCGUUGUGUACAAACAGUAAAAGGGUCUAUUGGAAUUGGACACAAUUUAACUAUACCAAUCACAUACAGAGCCUUUUUUGCACAAGCAUAAAUGUUGUACUAAUGUAUCUUAUUUUAAAAUGCUCAUUUUGUAUUGCUUAAAUAAACUUCUACACUGAUAUUUAACAAAA
Misgurnus anguillicaudatus (oriental weatherfish) is the source of this 1714-nucleotide messenger RNA. NCBI's taxonomy places the organism in Eukaryota, Metazoa, Chordata, Actinopteri, Cypriniformes, Cobitidae. The record is from RefSeq and is a predicted model, not a curated record.